AUAUUUUCCUUUAGAAACCAACCACUCUCUACAUUCUCCCAAUCGAUUACAAAUAGCAGAGCAAUUGAAAGAAAGAGACAGAGCGAACACCUACUACUGGGCAUAAUGGGCUUCUUGGUCCGGCUUUGUGGCUUGUUGCUUUGCUUUGUUUUAUUAAAGUUAUGUUGUAAUUUGUACUCAUCAAUAAAAAGAAGAAGAGAGAGGGAAGAGGCGAUGAAGACAGCGGGUGCUGUUGCGGGGAUGGCUUUUGCGGGGUUGGGCCUAGCUAUGCUGGCAUCAUCAUCAUCAUCGUCAUCAUCAUCAUCAUCUGGCUCAGAACAAAAGGGUAGCAAGAAACUGAUGAAAGCACCAGGAGCAGGAGGGGACUCUUACAUCUACAGGGAUGAUUUUGAGAGAAACCCAGCUGGUUAUUUCCGCAACAAUCGUCUUAAAGAGUGAAAGAUGAACAACUUGGUCUUAUGUGUUUUGACAGGGAUUGGGUUUCUUUUGUUGUACUCGUCUUUUUUGAAGCUAUGGUUCGUUCCUGUUGGUCUAAAGACAAGAAUAUGCAUGGUUUUGGCAUUUUGGCCAAGAAUCUUUUGUUUUUGAAUUUUGUGUCUUCCGUUGUAAUGCAAAAUCAAUCCCUAAAGUAAAUUAUGUGAAAAUCUUUCAUGUGGGUGAAUCUUCA
Camellia sinensis is the source of this 667-nucleotide messenger RNA. Lineage: Eukaryota; Viridiplantae; Streptophyta; Magnoliopsida; Ericales; Theaceae. The record is from RefSeq and is a predicted model, not a curated record.